AUGGCGCGCACGGCCCCUUCCACCUCGAUCAUACCCUACUCUGGGGCCAUCCUUGACUUCAGCCCUCAAUCGUUCGCUGCCUGGAAGCCGCAAUGCCAGAACGACGGCAGCAGUAUUGGGAUCAUGCGGUACUACGUGGAUUCAGCCUACGUUCCUCCUACUCUCAAGAGCGAUGCCUUCACCAAAGACAAGGAAGCCCUGGACUACGAUCGAAUGACUAACCCUGACACCUACUCGCUCGACAACUACGAAGACGCCGGACUUGCCGCGAGAAAAGCAAUCGUGGCCAAGGCCAAAAGCGACACGCUACGCACAGUGACGACUGUAACGCUGGAGGAGAUGACUCGAUGGCUCGGGCAAACGUAG
Molecule: messenger RNA, 366 nt
Organism: Aphanomyces astaci
Lineage: Eukaryota; Oomycota; Saprolegniomycetes; Saprolegniales; Verrucalvaceae
Exons: 2
Coding region: 1-366 (121 amino acids)
Source: RefSeq, a predicted model, not a curated record